Molecule: messenger RNA, 4491 nt
Organism: Trichoderma reesei QM6a
Lineage: Eukaryota; Fungi; Ascomycota; Sordariomycetes; Hypocreales; Hypocreaceae
Exons: 3
Coding region: 109-4272 (1387 amino acids)
Biological process (GO): transmembrane transport
Cellular component (GO): membrane
Molecular function (GO): ABC-type transporter activity; ATP hydrolysis activity; ATP binding
Source: RefSeq, a predicted model, not a curated record
AAGGAGGCGCUGCGAGCAACUAAGAGCCAUGCAACUGAUGCCAGUGUAGCUACAACUGCUGCGGUGGUGCAACAGCCGAAGUUGCGCUGGUAUAAGCGGAUCAACCCCAUGCGCUGGGGCGGCAUACCAGAGAUUCCCAAGGAGCGUAUAGUCUCCCGGGAGUACCAGGCCGGGUUCUUCAGCAGACUCACGUUCUACUGGAUGAACCCUCUCAUGACGACCGGAUAUAAGCGCCAGCUGGACAAACAGGACAUCUGGCUCGUCAAUCCGGACAGAGCAGCAGAGCCUAUGACCCUCAGAGUGAGGGAGGCCUUUCAGAGACGGGUAAAGAAUGGACAGAAGCGGCCUCUGCUUGGGGCCUUGCACGAAAGCUUCAAAUUCGAGUUUUGGCUCGGCGGUUUCUGCUCGCUCAUCGCCACGGUGAUGCAGGUUCUCUCUCCGUUUGUUCUCCGUUACCUGAUCCAGUUUGCAACCGAUGCAUACAUAGCUCAUGUCAGCGACGCUCCUGCUCCUCACAUCGGACGUGGUCUCGGUUUGGCCAUUGGCGUUACCCUUAUGCAGAUCGUACAGAGCGUGUGCAUCAGCCACUUCAUCUACCGAGGCAUGAUGAUGGGUGGCCAAAGUCGUGCCGUCCUCAUCAGCAUGAUUUACGAGAAAUCCAUGGUGAUAUCCGGUCGUGCCAAGGCUGGCGGCAUCAAGGAGGCUGCUGUGCCAGAAGCGAGCGAACAAGAGGAGAGUGACAAGAGUCAGGGCAAGGGCAAGGGCAAGGACGGAGAAAAGGACAAGAAGAAGGGCGAGAAGGGCGCCCCGGGGCAUGAUGGCUCAGGUUGGAGCAAUGGACGCAUCACCAACUUGAUGAGUGUCGAUACCUAUCGCGUUGAUCAAGCUUCGGCCCUUUUACACAUGACCUGGACUUCGCCUGUCGCUUGCAUCAUCACCCUGGUCCUGCUUUUGAUCAACCUGACGUACAGCGCCCUGGCCGGUUUUGGACUCCUCGUCAUCGGUGUUCCGCUCAUCACUAGAGCCAUUCAAUCACUACUCCGUCGAAGAAAGGCCAUUAACAAGAUUACCGACCAGAGAGUAUCCCUCACUCAGGAGAUCUUACAGUCCGUCCGGUUCGUCAAGUACUUUGGCUGGGAGAAGGCCUUUAUCGACCGUCUGGCCGAGAUCCGCUCCAAGGAGAUCUACUCCAUUCAGGUCUUGCUUGCCAUCCGCAAUGCGAUCAAUGCUGUCAGCAUGUCCAUGCCCAUUUUUGCCUCGAUGCUGGCUUUCAUCACUUACUCCCUGACCAACCACGGCUUAGCACCAGCCGAGAUCUUUUCUUCGCUGGCUCUGUUCAAUGGCCUACGAAUCCCUCUCAACUUGUUGCCUCUUGUCCUCGGCCAGGUGAUCGAUGCCUGGUCUUCUCUGCAGCGAAUCGAGCAAUUCCUGCUUGAAGAAGAACAAGAAGAGGACGUUGUCUUCGACCCUGAGGCAGAGCAUGCCAUCGAACUCAAGCAUGCCUCUUUCACUUGGGAGAGAACACCUACCAAGGAGGCCGACAAGGCUGAUGCUGGCAAGGGCAAAAAGGCUGCCAAGAAGGUCGAGGCUCCAAAGGAGACUGCUCCGUCUGCAUCUGGCGAUGACUCUGCUAGUACUCUGGUAGAGGAGCGGGAACCCUUCAAGCUGCAAGAUUUGAAUCUGCAGGCCGGUCGCAACGAACUGAUCGCUGUCAUUGGCACUGUCGGUAGCGGCAAGAGUUCUUUGCUUGCUGCCCUGGCCGGUGACAUGCGCAAGACAAGUGGUGAAGUCAUCUUUGGUGCCUCCCGGGCUUUCUGUCCUCAGUAUGCUUGGAUUCAGAACACUUCGCUACAGAACAAUAUUAUCUUUGGCAAAGACAUGGACCAGGAUUGGUAUAAGGAGGUUAUUCGAGCACUAACAGAGGUUCUUGACAGUUGUGCCCUUCAAGCUGAUCUCGACAUGCUCCCCAACGGCGACCUGACUGAAAUCGGUGAACGCGGUAUCACAAUCUCUGGAGGUCAGAAGCAGCGUCUCAACAUUGCACGAGCCAUCUACUUCAACGCCGACAUUGUCCUCAUGGACGAUCCUCUCAGUGCCGUCGACGCCCAUGUUGGUCGCCACAUUUUCGACAAUGCCAUCUUGGGCCUGCUUAAGGACAAGUGCCGUAUCCUCGCUACUCACCAGCUCUGGGUUCUGUCGCGUUGCGACAGGAUCGUCUGGAUGGAUGGCGGCAAGAUCCAAGCUGUUGACACGUUUGAGAACCUGAUGCGAGACCACAAGGGUUUCCAAGAGCUGAUGGAGACGACCGCCGUUGAAAAGAAGGAGGAGGAAGGUGAUGAAGAGGAAGACGACGACAAGUUGAAGCAGCUGACUCUGAGUGAGACCGCCGAGGCACGCAAGAACAAGAAGAACAAGAAGGGCGCGGCUCUCAUGCAGCAGGAAGAAAAGGCCAAUUCCAGCGUGCCUUGGUCCGUGUAUGGCGCAUAUGUCCGCGCCUCCGGUACUCUGCUGAAUGCUCCCCUGGUCAUCUUCAUUCUCAUCCUUUCGCAGGGUGCCAACAUCAUGACCAGCUUGUGGCUCUCGUACUGGACCUCGGACAAGUUUGGCUUGUCAACGGGCCAGUACAUCGGCAUCUACGCCGGACUCGGUGCUCUCCAGGCGGUGCUCAUGUUCCUUUUCUCCGUCCUGCUGUCUAUCCUGGGAACGACCGCCAGUAAGGUGAUGCUCCGCGAAGCAAUGUUCCGAGUCUUGCGUGCGCCCAUGUCCUUCUUCGACACGACGCCGCUGGGCCGCAUCACGAACCGCUUCUCCCGUGAUGUCGACGUCAUGGACAACAACCUGACGGACGCCAUCCGGAUGUACUUCUUCACGCUCUGCAUGUGCACUGCCGUGUUUGCCCUCAUCAUUGCCUACUUCCACUGGUUCGCCGUCGCCCUUGUGCCUCUGUACUUCUUGUUCAUCGGCGCCGCGUCGUACUAUCGCGCGUCGGCCCGCGAGGUCAAGCGGUUCGAGUCGGUCCUCCGAUCUACCGUCUUUGCCAAGUUUGGCGAAGGUCUUACGGGUGUGGCUUCGAUCCGUGCUUACGGGCUCAAGUCCCGAUUCAUCAAGGAUCUUCGCGAUGCCAUUGACGAGAUGGAUGGCGCUUACUUCCUCACCUUUUCCAACCAGCGCUGGCUGUCUCUUCGGCUAGAUCUAAUUGGUAACCUCCUUGUGUUUACCGUUGGUAUCCUUGUUGUCACCUCACGAUUCAGCGUCAACCCUUCCAUCGGCGGUCUGGUCCUCAGCUACAUUCUGUCCAUUGUACAGAUGCUGCAGUUCUCUAUCCGCCAGUUGGCCGAAGUUGAGAACGGCAUGAACGCGGUCGAGCGUCUCCGCUACUACGGCAACGAACUUGAAGAGGAGGCUCCUCUGCACACUGUUGAUGUUCGCGAAUCCUGGCCCGAAAAGGGAGAGAUUGUCUUUGACAAUGUCGAGAUGCGCUACCGAGAGAACCUGCCGCUUGUGCUGAAGGGCCUUUCCAUCCACAUCAGGGGCGGAGAGCGCAUCGGCAUCGUCGGCCGUACUGGUGCUGGAAAGAGCUCCAUCAUGAGCACCCUGUUCCGUCUUGUCGAGAUUUCGGGAGGCUCCAUCACCAUUGACGGCAUCAACAUUGCUACCAUUGGCUUGUUCGACCUACGGUCCCGGCUUGCCAUUAUUCCCCAAGACCCAACCCUGUUCCAGGGUACUGUUCGCAGCAACCUUGAUCCCUUCAACGAGCACACCGACCUGGAGCUCUGGUCCGCUCUUCGACAGGCUGAUCUUGUCCCUGCAGACGCCAACAUGGAGGACCGCAAGACGGACCCCUCACGCAUUCAUCUCGACAGCGUCGUGGAAGAAGAUGGACUCAACUUUUCACUCGGCCAGCGUCAGCUCAUGGCUCUUGCGCGCGCCCUCGUGCGUGGCUCUCGAAUCAUUGUCUGUGACGAAGCCACGUCCAGCGUCGACAUGGAGACGGACGACAAGAUCCAGCGGACCAUGGCCACCGGGUUCAAGGGCAAGACCCUGCUCUGCAUUGCCCAUCGCCUGCGCACCAUCAUUGGCUACGACCGCAUCUGCGUCAUGGACGCCGGCCGCAUCGCCGAGCUGGACACGCCCCUGGAGCUGUGGAAGAAGGAGGACGGCAUCUUCCGGGGCAUGUGCGACAGGAGCGGCAUUCGCGUUGAGGACAUUGAGAGUGCGAAGCUGGAGCUGGAUCAGCUGACUGCUGCUGCUGCUGCUGCCACCAGCUCAUGAGAGGAUCCUGAUGUUAUACCCCCCCAUUUUCCUUUCUGAUGUUGAAUGACUCCUUCACGUAUUGGAUACGAUGAUGCCUUCUCAACGUGAGAAGAUCCUUGGAGGUUUCCUGCAUGAGAGUGCUCAUUCGAAGCAUUUCCACAAAAAGUGCAAGUUACAUUGAAUCAUAUGUUUUUUACGAAUUUUCUCUGUUUAUUCAUAUCUAUAUCUAAUAGAAAG